Messenger RNA from Sus scrofa (pig), 4454 nucleotides. It is a transcript of the gene ALDH7A1, whose product is annotated as aldehyde dehydrogenase 7 family member A1. Gene Ontology annotation, molecular function: aldehyde dehydrogenase (NAD+) activity. The record is from RefSeq and is a predicted model, not a curated record. Lineage: Eukaryota; Metazoa; Chordata; Mammalia; Artiodactyla; Suidae.
AUGGGGGGCGGAGCCCUAUUUCUGCAGCUCCUCAGGGCCGCAGGCGUGGUGCUCUUCCCUGGGUCAGUAUGUGGCGCGCUUCUGGUCAGCUGUUUGUGCACGUUGCAAGGAAGCGCAUUCUUUCAGGACCCUGGGACCGGCCUGCCGCCUUCAUGUCUACGCUGCUCAUCAAUCAGCCCCAGUAUGCUUGGCUCAAGGAGCUGGGGCUCCGCGAGGAAAAUGAGGGCGUGUAUAACGGAAGCUGGGGAGGCCGGGGAGAGGUUAUCACCACCUAUUGUCCUGCUAACAAUGAGCCCAUAGCCAGAGUCAGACAGGCCAGCGCGGCUGACUAUGAAGAAACUGUAAAGAAAGCAAGAGAAGCUUGGAGGAUCUGGGCAGAUAUUCCUGCUCCAAAGCGAGGAGAAAUAGUGAGACAGAUCGGUGAUGCCUUGCGGGAGAAGAUCCAAGUACUAGGAAGCCUGGUGUCUUUGGAGAUGGGGAAAAUCUUGGUGGAAGGUGUGGGAGAAGUUCAAGAGUACGUGGAUAUUUGUGACUAUGCUGUUGGCUUGUCUCGGAUGAUCGGGGGACCCAUCCUGCCUUCUGAAAGACCUGGCCACGCGCUCAUCGAGCAGUGGAAUCCCGUAGGCCUGGUCGGAAUCAUCACUGCAUUCAACUUCCCCGUGGCAGUGUACGGCUGGAACAACGCCAUCGCCAUGAUCUGCGGGAAUGCCUGCCUUUGGAAAGGCGCUCCAACAACUUCACUCAUUAGUGUAGCCGUCACAAAGAUAAUAGCCAAGGUUCUGGAAGACAACAAGCUGCCUGGUGCUAUUUGUUCCUUGACUUGCGGUGGAGCGGAUAUUGGCACAGCAAUGGCCAAAGAUGAGCAGGUGAACCUGCUGUCCUUCACCGGAAGCACUCAGGUGGGAAAACAAGUGGCCCUUAUGGUACAGGAGAGGUUUGGGAGAAGUUUAUUAGAACUUGGAGGAAACAAUGCCAUUAUAGCUUUCGAGGAUGCGGACCUCAGCUUAGUCGUUCCCUCAGCUCUCUUUGCGGCCGUGGGGACAGCCGGCCAGAGGUGUACCACCGCGAGGCGCCUGUUUUUACAUGAAAGCAUCCACGAUGAAGUCGUUAAUAGACUUACAAAGGCCUAUGCUCAGAUCCGUGUUGGGAACCCAUGGGAUGCUAAUGUUCUCUAUGGGCCACUCCACACCAAACAGGCAGUGAGCAUGUUUCUUGGAGCAGUGGAGGAAGCAAAGAAGGAAGGUGGCACAGUGGUCUAUGGUGGCAAGGUUAUGGAUCGCCCUGGAAAUUAUGUAGAACCGACAAUUGUAACAGGUCUUGACCACAGUGCAUCCAUUGUACACACAGAGACAUUUGCCCCAAUUCUCUAUGUCUUUAAAUUCAAGAAUGAAGACGAGGUCUUUGCAUGGAAUAAUGAAGUAAAACAGGGACUUUCAAGUAGCAUCUUUACCAAGGAUUUGGGCAGAAUCUUCCGCUGGCUUGGACCAAAAGGAUCCGACUGUGGCAUCGUAAACGUCAACAUUCCAACGAGUGGGGCUGAGAUUGGAGGUGCCUUUGGAGGAGAAAAGCACACUGGCGGCGGCAGGGAGUCUGGCAGUGAUGCCUGGAAACAGUACAUGAGAAGAUCUACUUGUACCAUCAACUACAGUAAGGACCUUCCUCUGGCCCAAGGAAUCAAGUUUCAGUAAAAGUGCUUUAUGCCGACCUUUCAAGUCUUUCAGGCAUUGUUGCAACUCUUCUGAAGAAGAAGGCAAUGAAAGUUAAGAAGUGCCUUGAAUAAAUGCAUCAUUUUGAAUGUGACAGUGCCUCCAAGGCCCUAAUCAAGAGACUUUUUUUUUUUUAAUAAAAAUUAGCAUGACAGCCUUAUUUAGUGAAAGAGUAGAUGAAUUUUUAUGUUACUAGUAGUUACCAAUUUUUUUUUAAGUUUAGGAUUAUUUUAUAAUUUAGAAGAAAUAAUACUUGCCAUGGUAGGAAUUUGGAAAAAUACAGACCUUAAUAAGGAAGAAAAUAGAAGUCUUGUCAGUGGAUGCAGGAACAUCUCCUGAGCGGGUAAAGAAAUCUGCAUGUAUUGAUUCAGGUCGCCCUCAGCAGGUGUCAAGAAGGUGUGAUUGCAGAGGGGUGUGCCCCCUGCUGGUGGAGGAGCACAGCACAGCAGCCCUGUGCAGUGACACCAAGGGCAUUCAGCACCAUCACCGCUUCUUGCUCAGGAUAGCUGGUCACCACAGAAGAAAUACGUAGUGUGGACAGACAUUUCACUCCUGCCCUAGAACCUGGAACUGCUGACGACAUGGAAUUCCAUGCAAAGUGCAUCUGGAUUUCUUAUGCAACCUCUGACCGUUUUCUGUAGCUGUCAGACUUCUGGGAUUGCCCUUAGGUUUGUUCUAGGAGAAUAACUACGUGUGGCAGCACGUGUUGGCGCUGAACUCAGCACAGCUCACUUUCUCUGUGCUCAGAGUCAGCUUCCUUCUCUUGAGAAGCUGCUCAGGAGCCCCUGGAGUCGUUCAGCCUGGGGCCCUUUUGAGCCCACGCUGGCUCCUGUAGUUCUAUCUUCCUAGCAGUCUCUGCUUCCCUAAUGGGUAGCAGCCAGCACCUCCUUGAUUUCUGCCAGAUUGGAUUGGGCAGAAGCCUUCAAAGACAAUGACAUUUGUCCAGGACCUAAUGUGUCAGGAUGUAUGGAGAGAGUUAGACAACUGGCAGAGAGUUUGGAGUUGAGUUAUGGCGGAGAAGCAAGCAGAUGAAAAAAACAAAGCCAUUAUAAAUUUAUCAGGAAAGCAAGGGUAUUGAUUACAUGUUCCAUGGCCCCAUGGGGACUAGCAUUCACCGAGGUGUGCCUUGUCAGCCUGGAAUAUUAAGCCAGACGUGGACAAUAGGUGUUUGGAAAGCAUGUUGGCAGGAAAAAUUCAGGGUUUGAGGGUAGGUUAGAAAGGCAGGCAGUUUAUAUUUGGUAGUGGAAAAUCAGUAAUGCCUAAAAUUACAAAAGCAGGAAAUCACAAUAUAGGCUUAAAAAGAGAGGUAUAUCCUAUCGUUGUUUCUAUCAAUGAAAAAUCAUUGUUUCAGGAGAGCAAAAGAGAAAAGAUUGCUUUUUUUCCAUAACAAGUCUUGUAGAGCUUUUGACUUUAUAUCAAGAAAUUGUGUAACUUUUGAUUAAAAAUUAAAACCAACAACAACAAAAAAAGUCAGAAUCAGAUGCUUGUUAUCCAUUUCAUGGUCCUCGCCCACCCUGCCCCAGGUGCAUGAUGCCACCUCCCUGUUACUGAACAAGGAACCCUUUUUAAAUGUCUCAUGAAAUGAUUAUGCUGAAACCAACUUCCUUAUCUUGAAGUUCAAAGUGGAUUACCUCAUACUGAUACAUAAUAUAUGUUUUCUUUUUUGGCCUGUGGCAUACAGAAUUUCUCAGGUCAGUAAUUGAACUCAUGCCAAAGCAGUGACCUAAGCCACUGGAUCCUUAACCUACUGUGCUGCAAGAGAACUCGUGAUACGUAGAUACUUUUCUCUUUUAGCUGCCCUGUGGCGCAUGGAGUUAAGAUCUGAGCUGUAGUAGUGACCUAUGCUGUAGCUUCAGCGUGCUGGAUCCUUUAACCUGUUGUGUUGGGCCAGGGAUGGAACCUGCAUCCCAGCACUGCAGAGACGCUGCUGACCCCAUUGUACCACAGUGGGAACUUCUUAAUAAUUUUUUUUCUUUUUUUUUUUUUGCUUUUUAGGGCCGCACCCAUGACAUUUGGAAGUCACCAGGGGUCAACUCAGCUGCAGCUGCUGGCCUAUGCCACAGCCACAGCAACACCAGAUCCAAGCUGAGUCUGCAACCUAUACCACAGCUCUUGGCAACGCCGAAUCCAAAACCUACUGAGCAAGACCAGGGAUUGAACCCACAUCCUCAUGGAUACUAGUUGGGUUCAUUACCCCUGAGCUACAACGGAAACUCCCCAAACAUUUGAACAUAAGCAGUUGCUCAAGAAAAUCAUGCAGUUUGGGCAUUUGCUUAAAAAACCUUACUAUGGUUUUUCUUUAUAAGUCGCAAUGUUAGGUAUUGUAGCCCAGUCUUUAGAGUGUGUAAUGUGGUCUCAAGAAAAUAAAGCCCUAUUUAAAAUAUUUUUGGGAACCAUUUACAAUUGGCUGUUUUCAUUUUGUGAAAUAAUUGUGUAUGAUUUUGAUGGAAAUACUUUUAUAUCCUGUUUUUUUCCAAGGAUACUAUUUUUAAACCAGUAUUCAGUGUUAAACAGAAGCAGUGUUAAUGUUUUAGCUUUAAAAUUUUUAUGUUUGUGAUUUUUCUCCAAUUAGGGAUAUUUAGAGGGGCUCUCCAUUCCUGUAUACAUACUAAAGCCGUGCCAUGGUAGCCAAUUUGGAAUAAUAAUCUCCAGUAUACUGUUGAGAGGGGUACUGCCAGCUCUGACCUUAGGUAUAGAAAUCAAGUUAAACUGACGCUGAAAGCUUUCCUGUAAACUAAUUCACAAAUU